Alternaria burnsii is the source of this 2418-nucleotide messenger RNA. RefSeq lists its product as uncharacterized. Gene Ontology annotation, cellular component: cytoplasm; nucleus. Bases 1 to 2418 code for a protein of 805 amino acids. The transcript has 3 exons. NCBI's taxonomy places the organism in Eukaryota, Fungi, Ascomycota, Dothideomycetes, Pleosporales, Pleosporaceae. The record is from RefSeq and is a predicted model, not a curated record.
AUGUUCAUGCUCCGAAACCUCAGUAAAUUUGUCUUUGGUGACAGCUCCAAGGAAACCAUCGUCGAGAUCGCCCAGGGCCAGCUUUACCUCGUCCGACCCCGCUCUGUCAAGGGAUACAGCGAGCUCAUUUUCCCCGACGCAACAGCGACCAUCCGCCGCACCGGGCAGGAAUUCCAGUACCAGCUCGUUAUCCAGCGCGCAUACGCAGAAGGCGAGGAGGACUUAUUGGCAGAGGAGAACGAGGACGCGGCACUCGACGCGCUCGCAGGCGACAAGGACGAAAAGACUUUUCUGCUCGACCAAGACCUGCAGUUUCGCGACGACGUACGUUCAACCGGCGAGAAGAUCUUUGCGUGGCGCGACCUCAGCGGCGACGUCGACGACCUCUGGGAGUUUGUGUGCGACCGGUCAGUCAAGCCCGAGACUGCUUCGCUAUUCGAGCGCGUUGCUCUGCAGUGCCAGUACGAGAGGAAGUUCAGGAGGAGCCACGAACACGCGACCGAAGACGACCUCGCCGCUCUAGCAUACUACGAAGAGCCCAUCCCCGACGCGAGUCCCGUCACCAGCCCGACCCUAUCCACUGCCCGUGCCCUUCCCAUCGAACCACCGACCACCGAAGAGCUCUUCCCCAACACAACCAAGGAGAAGAUGGCGAAGAAGGUCGCAGGCAAGGGCACUGUCCCAGAACAGGACGAGGCUACGGCCGCGCCACCGUCUGCCACUCAGCCCCAGGCUCUGGAGACCUUGGUCCAAGGGGAGGCAGAGCUCCACCUCUUCGACUUCCCAUCCGGCACCUUCAUGAAGCAAGACCCCAAAGUCAGUGUUACCGUUACCGAGAUCGGGGACUGGAACUACUGGCUACACAUUGCCGGUGAAGAGCGUGAGUGGCUGGGACAGCCCAUCGUCGAAGACAUCAAUCCCGUCUUCAACUACGAAUACAAAUCCUUCAUCUUCAAUCACUACCUAGACGACGGUUCAGCGUACUCAUGGCUGCUAAAGUUCGAGGAUCAAGAUGGCCUCGAGAACAUUCAGCAAGGUGUGAUGCAAGCUUUGUGGGAGCACCUGAACAAGAUCAAAUGGGGCAAGGCAAAGGAUACGGAUCGAGAGUACGUCUUGGAAGCCUUCCAAGACUUAACCAUGGAGGAUGCUCCAGAUGAAGAGCCAGAAGAGGAAGAAGAGGAAGAAGAGGACGAGUAUGAGAGCACGAACGAGCAGCGAAGCGAGCACUACGACUCUGACGAGUCAGAAGACGACGUCGAGACUGGCCCCACGGACGGAGACCAAAACUCGCAGCUGGCGGUUGGCUACAAGCACGACAGGUCGUUUGUUGUGCGUGGCAAUAAAAUUGGUGUCUUCAAGCACACUCCCGAGAACCAGCUUCAGUUCUCCACAACCAUCUCGAACAUCAAGACACCAGGCGGCAAGGCUUUCAACCCGAACAAGGUCAUGCUGCAUCAGCAGGAUCGUGAUAUGAUUCUCCAGAACCUUGAUAACCCAAACAACCUCUAUCGAAUGGAUCUCGAGACUGGUACCGUUGUAGAUGAGUGGAAGGUGCACGACGACAUUCCAGUCAAGGUUUUUGCACCAGAGAAUAAAUUUGCCCAAAUGAGCGGCGAGCAGACCUUCCUGGGUCUCUCCGAUAACGCGCUCUACCGUGUCGAUCCCCGUUUGGCUGGCAACAAGCUCGUCGAUGAUCAGCUCAAACAGUAUGCUACAAAGAACGCAUUCUCAGCCGCUGCGACGACCGAGAAGGGCCACAUCGCUGUUGCAUCCGAGAAGGGAGAUAUCCGUCUGUUUGACAGACUCGGUAUCAACGCUAAGACUCUCAUCCCCGCGCUCGGUGAUCCUAUCAUCGGCAUGGACGUCUCAGCAGACGGUCGCUGGGUUCUUGCCACUACUCGAACCUACCUUCUGCUCAUCGAUGCCCUCCAGAAGGGCGGCAAGAACGACGGCAAACUCGGUUUCGAGAAGUCCUUUGCCAAAGACGACAAACCCCAACCGCGUCGUCUCGCCCUUACACCUGCCCAUGUCGCCCAAUUCCAGCACGAGACCAAAGCACCUAUCUCCUUCACCACUGCACGUUUCAACACUGGCCUCGACGAGAAGGAAACCACUAUCAUCUCUGCCACCGGUCCAUUCAUCGUCACUUGGAGCCUUAAGAAGGUUAUUGCUAAUCGUAAAGACCCAUACAACAUCAAGCGCUACGCCGAGGAGGUCAAGGCCGACAACUUCAAGUUCGGUUCAGACAAGAACCUCAUCGUUGCGCUGCCAAAUGAAGUAGACAUGGUCGCUAAGAGGGCCUUGCAGCGACCGACGCGGGAGAGUAUUGCGAUGCCGAGUCGUGUUGGCGCUGCAAGGAGGAGUGGUGUACGAGGAAGCUAUUUGGGCCGGAAUGACAUUGUGAACAGCCCGUACUAG